UUUUGGGACACUCUGUACCUCCUUCAACUGAUGACUCAUGCUUACUAAAAAAAGACGGACUGUGCAGGAAAAAAAUCAUCAAGUCAUUUGAUGAAAAAGAUUUAAAAUGGAGAAGCAAAGUUUUUUCACUCUGAUGAUCAUGAUGUCGUUCGCACAUGGUGAUAUACUUGACAUGACAUACAUUUUGAAUGAGAAGGCGGUUUAUUUUAAAGAACUUGCUCAUUUCAAUCGCAAGCUGAUUAACAAUGGAACAUUUGAGGAAGCACCAUAUGUAUACUACAAUGAUUUGGAAAUAUCGGAACACAUGGGAACACACGUUGAUGCCCCUGUACAUUUUGCACUUGGAGGAAGGAUGGUAAAUGAACUGAAACUAACUGAGCUUCAUGGUCCAGCUGUUGUAAUAGACAUCCGUAAAAAGGCUGAAAAAGACUCUAAUGCAUGUUUAGAACUUGUAGACAUACUGGCAUGGGAGGAAGAAUUUGGUGAAAUUCCCAAGGGAGCAGUUAUUGUACAGUAUUCUGGAUGGGGUCAAUAUUGGGGUGAUUCUGAAGCAUAUGUUGGACCUCAAACGACUGAUGGAAGAUUGAGCAUUGAGUCCCCUGGCUUACAUCCCGAUGCUGUUAAUUGGUUGUUACAGAACAGAGACAUUAAUGGUUUUGUAAUGGAUACGAGAAGCUGUGAUAGUGGUGCCAACACAGGAACGUACCUAGCCCAUCGUGCCAUUAUGGAAAAUGAUAAAUGGUGUGUUGAAAAUGGUGCAAACAUUGACAAGAUUCCUAGACAUGGAAGUGAAAUAUAUAUUUUGCCAAUGAAGGUGGAAUAUGGAAGCGGAGGACAUGUCAGAAUGUUUUCCAUCUGGAAUGAAGUAGCUCCGUGGCAUAAUGCAAGUGCCGCAAAGGGAGGUGCUAUAAUCAGUUUUGCACUUAUAUCAUUUACUUUGUUUAUACAUCAUCUAAUGUAGACUACUGCCCAACAAACUCAUUGUUAACAGUGUUUCUUAGUAGUCUGAAUUCUAGCUUGUAGUGUUGAGAUGUAAACUUUAGACAAACACACUUGAUAUUUUGGGCAAGGGAAAUAUACCAAUAUGUCAAGUUGACUGUUUUAUGCAGUUUGAGUGCAGUUAAACCUUUGUAUGUGUGAAAUCUUUGCCAAUGUGAAUGUUUAAUCCAUUUUAUUAUGGGAAUAAAAGCGACAUAAUAAUAAUAUAGCAUAUUUACUCUGAACAGAUUUUCUGUAUCUGGUUGAUCACUGAUGAUACAUGAGUUAUUACAUACAUGAGUAGUAUUGCACAUGAUAUAUACUAUAUAUACCUUGUCUCCUCUGUAAAAUAAAUGCAGAAAUGCAAGAAGAAAAAUAAGAAGAAAACUGAAUUUUCUCAUUUUUAAACACUUUAUGAAACCAAUAUUCUCU
Molecule: messenger RNA, 1410 nt
Organism: Owenia fusiformis
Lineage: Eukaryota; Metazoa; Annelida; Polychaeta; Sabellida; Oweniidae
Source: the annotation of a GenBank genome assembly